Molecule: messenger RNA, 4180 nt
Organism: Crotalus tigris (Tiger rattlesnake)
Lineage: Eukaryota; Metazoa; Chordata; Lepidosauria; Squamata; Viperidae
Gene: ZC3H12A
Product: zinc finger CCCH-type containing 12A
Exons: 6
Coding region: 711-2624 (637 amino acids)
Biological process (GO): nuclear-transcribed mRNA catabolic process, RNase MRP-dependent; 3'-UTR-mediated mRNA destabilization
Cellular component (GO): cytoplasmic ribonucleoprotein granule; nucleus
Molecular function (GO): RNA endonuclease activity; metal ion binding; mRNA binding
Source: RefSeq, a predicted model, not a curated record
CCGGCUCAUCCACGGCUCCCCUUAAGGCCGAGCCGCGCGCCCCCUUGUCCGAGCCCGGUCCAGAUGUUGGGCUGCCCCCGACGUGCCGCCUCCAGAAGCGGUCUCGUCCCGGCCCCGACGAGCUCAUUUGCCUGUCGCUAAACCGGAGUUGCCACCCAGGAGCUGCCAGGGCUAGAGAUCCCCCGGGGACGCGCCCCUUUCCCGGGGCUGCUCAGCGGGAGGAGCCCAGCCCCGUCCUGCCCCGCGAGGCGGCAGCUCCGGAGCGCUUUCGGGGCGCUGUGCGGCCAGGCGGUCGUUCAGACGGGCCCCCCGAGGGUGCGGCCUCUCCCCGGGACUGAAGCGGCCCUGCUUGAAGGCGGCCCUCGGUCUUGCAGUUGAGAACGGCAGGCAAACUCCCCGCUCGGCCGUUUCAAGCCCCUGGGAGGGCGAGGCGAGAGGAGCCGCCGACGGGAGCGCCGGGCCCGCAUCUCUCGCAAUCCAGCGCUCCCAACAACCCCGUGAAGCAACCCGCCCGCGGCCCCGCCAAGCCCCGGCCCCGCCCGCCGCGCCUCUCCCGCGGAGACCUUCCCCCGACGAGCCCGGAGGAGGCGGCGCAGGGGGCGGCGGCGGAGACUCCCUAUAAAGAGGCGCCCGCGCGCGGACGGGGACACUUCGGCCCCAUGGAGGCGCCCGGCCGGCGCUGAGCGAGGAGCAGCGCCCGAGGAGCCGCCAUGGACCUGGACCGACGGCCGCCCAGCGCCCUGCGCUUCCCCGGCUGGAGCGAGCCCCCGCUGCCCUUCGCCCGCGCCGCCGCCGGCCGCGGCCGGGAAGAGCCGGAAAGCGGUUACCUGAGCCUGUGCGGCGGCUGCAGCCUGGAGGGCGGCGGAGACCCCGGCGGGGCCGAGCCCGGCCCGUGGAGCCCCCCGGAGCAGGGCCGGGCGGAGAGGCGGCGGAAGGUGGAGUUCUUCCGCAAGCUGGGCUACUCCUCGCAGGAGGUGCUGGGCGCCCUGCAGAAGCACGGCCCGGAGGCGGACACCAACACCAUCCUCGGGGAGCUGGUCAAGCACGGGGCGGCCCCGGGCGAGAGGGAGCCGGCGCAGGCGGCGGCGGAGGGCCCCGAGGUGCCGCCCGUCCCGAGGGCGCGGCCCGCCCCCGGCAGCCCCCCGACCCAGCCUGCGCCUCCGGAAGAGCAGGAGGGGGAUCACCUGCGCCCGAUCGUGAUCGAUGGGAGCAACGUGGCCAUGAGCCAUGGAGACAAAGACGCCUUCUCCUGCCGAGGGAUCCUGCUGGCUGUGACCUGGUUUUUGGAUCGAGGACACAAGGACGUCACGGUCUUCGUCCCAUCUUGGAGAAAAGAGCAACCACGCUCUGAUGUCGCCAUUACAGACCAGCACAUCCUCCAUGACCUCGAGAAGAAGAACAUUCUGGUCUUUACCCCUUCCCGGCGAGUGGCGGGCAAGCGGGUGGUCUGCUACGAUGACCGCUUCAUUGUGAAGCUAGCCUGGGAGUCGGACGGCAUCGUGGUUUCCAACGACGUCUAUCGGGAUCUGCAGGCAGAACGGCCGGAGUGGAAGAAGUUCAUUGAAGAUCGCUUGCUUAUGUAUUCCUUUGUCAAUGACAAGUUCAUGCCUCCCGAUGACCCCCUGGGACGCCAUGGACCCAGCCUGGAUAAUUUCCUGAGGAAGACGCCAGCCGUGCCCGAGCACAAGAAGCAGCAGUGCCCAUAUGGCAAGAAGUGCACCUAUGGCAUCAAGUGCAAGUUCUACCACCCGGAGCGGCCACAGCAACUGCAGCGCUCUGUUGCCGAUGAGCUCCGGGCCAACGCCAGGCUCUCCCCCACCAGGGCUGCGCCAGCCACCAAGGAGGAGAGGAGGAGCUGGAGGCCCCCCCACGGGGAGGUCUGGGGCUCUGCAGCGGCAGAGGGUGAGAAAGUCCCCCUGCAGAAGGCCUCGGCUGAGAAGACGAGCUCUGCCCAUCACAUUAGGCAUGGCGAUCUGCCCCCCUUCUUCCUCAAUGCCCAGGGCAUCCCAGCCCAGAAGAGCCACAGUUACAGGAGUUCAGAUCAGUACCAGCUGCCUUCCAGGGACUCUCUUGCCCAGGACCGCCUUGACUCAGGCAUCGGCUCCCUUGAGAGCCAACUCUCUGAAAUGUGGCCCAGCCCCUCGGCUAGUCCUGUCAAGGGGGCCCAGCAAGAGCGGCUUGGGGGCAGCAGCUGCAGGGGGCAGGUACCUGCCUAUCGGGUCCCUCCUGGCCCGGAAUGCAGCAGGUACGGCCAGUACCUGCCUCAGAGCUUCCUGCCCUCCCCAUCUGGACAGGUUGCUCCUCACUCUUUUUCUGGCUACGACGUGGCCAGCAGUGCUUCUCUGGGCCCUGGGCGUGAGUACUGGUCCGAGCCGUACCAUCCGGGGCCUGCGGUGCGCCAAGAGCUGCCCAGAGCUCCCUGCCUGGCCUACGAGGACUCCUCACGCCACUGGGCCACGCCGGAAAGUUUUGCAGAAGAGCGUGCCCAAGUGCAUGUCAAGCUAUGUGGGAUCUUCCAUCCUCACCUGGUGGACACCGUCAUGAACCGCUUUCCACACCUCUUGGACCCUCAGCAGCUGGCUGUUGAAAUCCUCACGUACAAGAGCCAACACCCUGGGGUGUGACACGGCCGGAGGAGGGAAGCCCAACUCUGAUGGGGGUGGAGGGGGGGGGACAAAACGUCCUUUUCUGCCUGCGGUUUAGAUCACCAUCCAGCAGCCGUUCACGGAGGGCAGGCACCAGGCUUGGUGGCUCGGGUGAGGUGAAAGAUCUGCCUCAAGCAAUCCAAGAAGGUCCCCCAGGAGCCAUAAUGCUGAGCCGUUUUCUCAUGCUGGACAUGGAGCAAGUCCCAGGCUUGCUUUCUGUCUAGGGUGCAGCCAGAAUUGGAGCGGGCCAGAGAAGAAGGCGUUAGGCUUUAUAGCCAUAGCUGUUCCCCAAAUGGCUGCCGGGGGAUGUGGCCGGUCAGAAAAGUCAUCAGAGGGAGGAAAGAGUCCCCGGCGCUGCAGGAUGUACUGUGGUGGAGAGUGAACCAAAUCCGACUUGCAUCCUAUCCACUCAGCUUCAUUUCAGUUCCUCUGUUACUCUUCCAGAGUAAGAUUUGAAAAUAUUUUACCUAAGGUCUCCAUGUUGUUUUCUCUCUUCUGGGACUAGCCACGAGGCGCUUUGCAUCCAUCCUCCUCCUCCUCCUCCUCCUCCUCCUCCGAUGUUGGCAGGCAAGUCCUGCAUGCUGGGCACUUGCAAGUCUGGGCACAACUUUCCUCGGAGGGUUGUGGCCUCUGCCCUGAGAUGGAGCAGCGGUGCUGAAAAUAACUCUUGUGGGGCAUCUUAGCAACGUUAGCGUUAUAAACCAGAGUUUGUAUCUUCAGCUCAGAUGUCACGGAGCCCAAGACUAAAUGCAUAAUGCAUUCGUGUGAAACCUGGAGGGGCUCCAGAAAAGGGACUUGCUUGAAUUGACUGUUGGGAUUUUGGGGAACCUCUUCAGUGCCGGCUGUUUUGGGCAACUUGCUUGCCUGCUGACAGACACGUCCGCCACUUUCUCUGUGGCUGUAGAAAGGCCCAGCGGAAACUGGGGGAAAGGCCGUGUUUAGCUUGUACUUUUCUAUCGGCUCAGUCUUGAGGAUUGGUAAGUCCCGUACGGACAGUUGCAGAUCCUUCGGUAAUGAAUUUGCAGCAAUUGUUCCUGGCCCUUUUCAGAAUAAGUGAUUCACUUGCAGGCCAGGGUCAGUUGAUCCGUUGAUGCACAUUGCAUCAGUCUCUCAAGUGGUUCUUCGGCUGAUGCCGGAGUCAUCCCAGGGCUUCUGCCUGGGAGAGAAGCAGGGCAGAAGCCCCUGCGGGCACUUGGCAAUGCCACCAGGCUUUGCUGCUCUCCCUGCCUGGAGAUGGGUCAGCCGUGCCAGCACUGUGUGCUGCGGAGGCCACGUGGCCAAAGAAACCCUGCGUAGCUGGUUAAUUAUGAUCCAUCACAGAAAUGUGGUGUUUCGCAUUAGUAAGCAAAAUGCUUUUUUUUAGUAAUCAUUUAUAAUCUUACAACUUUGCACACUUGUAAAUUACAAGAGUCGUAGUUUUUAAUGAAAUGCUUUCUGAGCUGAGGCCGCUUUGGUGACGGUUGGUCUCGCUUUAUUCUGCCCUAGGUGGAGUUGCAGGCAAGUUAAAAAAAAUAAACCAACCUUGAACCUUGCAA